Molecule: messenger RNA, 1266 nt
Organism: Spodoptera litura
Lineage: Eukaryota; Metazoa; Arthropoda; Insecta; Lepidoptera; Noctuidae
Source: RefSeq, a predicted model, not a curated record
GUUGAAGGAGCGCGAUUUAUUUCAAGAAGAUUCUUAUGGGACACUGAAAACAUUAGCAACGUUAUUUACCUCGUGAUGAGUGAAGAUUAUCUAGAAUUAGCUGAUGGAUUGAGUAAAGUAACUUCUGAUAAAUUCUGGAAUCCAUCGGCAAGUUUCAUUAUUGUCGUGCAAAACGUGGAAGAGUACAGUUUGUAUGACUUGACUCAUCUACUUCAUACAUAUAAUAUAUUUCAUAAAGUUUCAGUCAUAUCACGUGAUGGUGACGAUUAUUCUAUUUACAGUUAUAACUUUACGAACGCUGGAUAUUGUUUGAAAGAUAACCAUCUAACAUUCUGGAUGCGAUGUUCUGAUUACAUUCAUAGUGUUGGUAAAUUAUUACCUCCCGUACAAAAAGGGACCAUCCGUGGUUGUCAAUACAGGUUGGUGACGCGUAAUUUAUGGCCACUUGUAAACUUCCACACUGAUACCGAGGGUAUUGAACAAUUUUUUUUGUCAUUAUUUAUCAAACAAUACGGAGUGAAAAUUGAUUUACAUGAAUAUAAAAAAGUUGACCGAUUCGGAAAACGUUAUGAUAACGAAACACACAUUUUAAUAAAGAAAGUUUUGGAUAAUGAAUUUGAAGGCGUUUUUGGGGGAUACGAGAUAAACUCAGUGUAUUCCGAUUCUGCUUUUAUAAUACCUUAUGCCAUUCAAGCAGAUUUGUUUAGUGCGACGGCUCGACCGGUAAGAGGCUUCGAACCAAAGGAGGCGACGGAGUUACAAAAUUACAAGCCCGUUUUAUAUAGUGAGUGGCAGCAUCGUAAUAAGUUUGACGGACACUUCGAUUGUGGCACUAGGCGUAAUUGCUUGCUUACUGUAAGAAACUGUCCAAACAGGUCUCUGUAUACACUUGUAUCAGGGUGCCACUAUAGGGUGAAUCAACGGUAUCUAACUAAUAACCAAUGUGAACUAAUGACGUAUAAAUUGAAGGAACCUUAUGUGAGUAUUUACAGGACGAUAUAUUUGCGCCGUGGUUCUGCUUUGAUUGGACCUCUAAAUAAUUUCAUUCUGCAGAGUUCGCCCACGGGGAUCUUAACGAAGUAUUCUUCAGACAUUUAUAGUCGAGAAUGGUUUAAAUGUAAGUCACGUGACCGACCUCAGAAAGUGGCUCUAACUUUGGAGAAUUUUUAUAAUGCUUUUAUGAUAUUAAUUGGUGGAUAUUGUUUGUCUAUACUAUCAUUUCUUUAUGAGGUUUUGAUCGCAAAAAUAUAUAGGAAGCACGCAUAG